AUGAAGGAAACUACUCACAAGGUUGCUGAAAACUCUUCAACAGUCCACGACCGGUUUCGCCCUUCUAAGGGCUCAUCAUAUAGGCGCAGUCCCCGAGUUUCCAUUAACCUUAUGUUUUACUUGAACCCAAAUCGGAGUGUUUUCAAGAGAUACACUCAUUUGAAAAUCAAUUUGAUUUUUACGAGAGACUCAACUCCGGGACAUAGACAGACUAAUGAUAGUGGUCAUACCAGUACGGGGACAGGGAGAGGCAAGCCAAAAGGUCACGUGGUCAUCGAUCAAUCAGGACACAGAAUAACAGAGCAACCAAUGGAACUGCCCGUCGGAACAGUUAGUCAUGAUCGAAGGAAACUACUCACAAGGUUGCUGAAAACUCUUCGACAGCCCACGUCCGGUCUCGUUCUUCUUGGGGCUCAUCAGAUGGAUCGCGUACUAAGCAGAAUGCCCGGAAGUCCACCGGUUGCAAGGCCCCGAGUAAGCUGUUCGCCACAAAGGCCACUCGCAAGCGCGCCGGUGAGUGGUGCUGUGAAGAGGCCUGAUCGACUAAGCUGGAAUGGCUUCCAGCCUCAGGCUAAAACCAGAUUUCGAGAAAUACACUCAUUUGCAAAUCAAUUUGGUUUUCACGAGAGACUCAACGGAAUCUCUCGCAUAUCAUAUUCUACAACUGAAUGUGCUGCACACAGGCCGCCUCAUGAUUCAUUUGGCACAAUAUUCGAGAUAUCUCAGUGUAUUUUCAUAAAAGAAACUACUUACAAGUUUGCUGAAAAUAUAUUGCGAUAUCUCGAAUAUCGUGCUAAUUGA
This is a messenger RNA of Opisthorchis viverrini, 801 nucleotides long. RefSeq lists its product as hypothetical. The record is from RefSeq and is a predicted model, not a curated record. The transcript is spliced from 5 exons. Lineage: Eukaryota; Metazoa; Platyhelminthes; Trematoda; Opisthorchiida; Opisthorchiidae. The coding region runs from base 1 to 801 and encodes 266 amino acids.